AGGCUCGGGCCGGGCCGGGGACAGGAGCCACAUCCCCGGAGCACGGAGCUCGUGUUUGGCCGCUCAGCUCGGUCAGGCUUUUAUGGCAGAAGAAUGAGCGUCUAGGCCUACUCUAAAGUGAGCUGCUGCGGGUGGUGUGUGAUCCAGGUUUGCGUGAGUUAUCUGUCCUGUCUGUUGAAGAAUGAGCUGCUACACAGUGUCAUUGCCAGGUCCUGGGCCCUGGGGCUUCAGGCUACAAGGAGGAAAAGACUUCAAUAUGCCCCUCACUAUCUCCAGGAUCACCCCAGGAAGCAAGGCAGCGAUGGGUAACCUCAUUCAAGGGGAUGUAAUUGUGGCCAUUGAUGGCGUGAGCACCGACGGCAUGACACACCUGGAGGCUCAGAACAAGAUCAAGAUGGCCAACUACAACCUGGCCCUCACCAUGUCCAAGUCCAAACGCCCAGUUCAGCUGGCUGCACCAAGGAUGGAUUCUAUUCCCAUGAUUCCUCAUCAACAGAUGUUCGUCCCGCCUUCUCAGAACGCCCCCUUCUGCCCGGGAGGCCUGAAGGACCCUGCCCACAAGCCCAUCGAGGUGACCGGGCCCGGGGGCAAGGCCACUAUAAUCCACGCGCAGUACAACACCCCCAUCAGCAUGUACUCCCAGGACUCCAUCAUGGACGCCAUCGCAGGACAGACCCAGGCCAAGGGGCAGGACAUGGGCCCUACUGAGCAUGCUCCAGUCCCCUCUGCUGUUAGCGGCUCUGCUCAGCCUGUGGAGCCUGCGACAGAGAGCUCUGACUUUGACCCAGAGAGUCAGUAUGGCCCACCUCCUGCAAUGUACCAAACACCACAAGGCCCGCCCCCGCAGCAGUACCAGCCAAUGCCGCCGCAGUACCAGCAGUCGCCGCAGUACCAGCAGUCGCCGCAGUACCAGCAGUCGCCGCAUCCUCAUGCCCCUCCCACUCAGCAGAGCUCCAUACAGAUCCCUGUUGGCUCUGCCCCUCCCAAGGUGGUCAGCACGGCCUGCAUCUACCCCUCCCAGCCAGCACAUGCACCUGCUCCAGCACCUAUACCACCACAACCCUGCCCCCCUGCCACUGUCCCCGCCCCUCCCCCCGCUGCCCCCUCCCCCUCAAACAGACCUCCAUGGGUGACCGACACCAACUUCGCUGACAAGUUUGACCCCAGCAAGAUGACCACCACAACCACAAAGGUGCCCGCUCUGCCCCAAGCCGCUCCUCCCCCUCCCGCCUUCAUCCCCAACCCCUCCCCAGCUGGACCCCCUGUUCCCAGCCCUGCACCAAUCACACCCAGCCCCGCCCCCAUCAACCCAAGCCCCGCCCCUUUCCUCCCAGUGGCCAGGGGCGUGGCUCAGCGGGCCGAGAGGUUUGCAGCCAGCAGCAGAACACCUCUGUGCGGGGCGUGUAACAGCAUCAUCAGGGGCCCCUUCCUGGUGGCUCUGGGCCGCUCCUGGCACCCAGAGGAGUUCAACUGUCACUACUGCCACAUGUCUCUGGCCGACGUCAGCUUUGUGGAGGAGCAGAACAAUGUCUACUGUGAGAACUGCUACGAGGAGUUCUUCGCCCCCACCUGUGCUCGCUGCAACUCCAAGAUCAUGGGGGAGGUGAUGCAUGCUCUGCGGCAGACGUGGCACACCACCUGCUUUGUGUGUGCAGCCUGUGGCAAACCGUUUGGAAACAGUCUUUUCCACAUGGAGGACGGAGAGCCCUACUGCGAGAAAGAUUACAUCGCCCUCUUCAGCACCAAGUGUCAUGGCUGUGACUUCCCUGUAGAGGCAGGGGAUAAGUUCAUUGAGGCUCUGGGGCACACUUGGCAUGACACCUGCUUUGUUUGUGCGGUGUGCCAUGUUAACCUUGAGGGCCAGCCUUUCUACUCCAAGAAGGACAAGCCUCUGUGCAAGAAGCACGCUCAUGCCAUCAACGUGUAGGCCCGCCCCGAGAGGACAAUGGGCAGGACAAAGCUGCUGUCACUCUUGACAUCUUGUGUUUAUCAAAUCAGGCUAGCAAUGGUAUACAGAAACAGCACUGUGUCAUCUGUAACUUGAUAUGUCAUAAAGUUUAAGGUUUUGUACCAGAAACUGUGGCUGUUUACCAUUUAUAAGUAAUGUACUUUUGAUGCAAAUUGCUGUAUUGGCAGUUUAUCAAUGAACAACUGUUUAAUUUAUUGGCUAAAUGCAUCUAGAGGUUUAUUAUCAUGAUUGAAUGAAAUUAUGCAUAUUAUUACAAGGUGUUAGUUUUCAAGUUCUGAAACAUUCUUGCCUGGUAAAUCCAUAAUGAUAUUUCUCUGUAUCUUUGAUAUAGAGCGAUAUCAGUCUGGUCACCACUCCCUCCAUUGCGUCUCAAACCCGACCAAACAUGAUCAUGCAAUCGGAUUUGUUAGUUUUAGUGACGCAUGUGAAACAAAAGAGCUCAUUUACAAAUAAAAUCACAUCUCUCUCACCUCAGAUUAACAGUUUGGUGCGUCGCUCAUUGAUUCUGCAGAAAUCCAUGAUGUUUUUCAGUCCCUUGUGAUUUUUUUUUUUUUUUCUUUUUUCCUUGUAAGCAGCCAUAUUUGUUUUGAUGUGGACUGACCAUGGAUGUUCCUGAUUGGCUCAUCCACCUGCCAAUUACGCCCAUGUGAACUCAGGGAGAUUCACAGGUGACCAGACUCACAUCUUCAUAAAACAUUGAAGUGUGUAUUCGGGAUCCCAGGCAAGGAACGUACUACUAUGCAGUAACAAAUCAAGCCUUACUUAUCUGCUGGAGACACUAUCAAACCAUAUCACAGUGUCUGCCUAAACAAGAAGAUUCAUAAGACAUCUGUAGUGAUAUAGAAGUGCGUAGGUAAGCAUUUGGAAGUGAAUAUCAUUUAUAAAUAAACUUGUGUUUCAGAGUUUUAAAGGGCAGAUCUGUACAACUAGAUCUGAGUUGCCACUAACAAUAUGCAACAAUAACGCUGAGGUUCAUAUUUAUUUACAGUUGUGAGUGAUAUAUUUUUAAAGCUAAUAUAUUUUCACUGCUACAUUUAACAUGUAUUUUGGCUGUAGCGCUGUGAAUGGCUGAUCUUUUGUAAUGACUCUGUUGAGCUGUUCAUUUGGAUGUUUGAGUUGGAAUGCUUGGUACUUUUUCCUCUUCAAAACCGUGUCGUCCUCUUGUUUGUACAUUUUUAACAUGACAUUGAAAAGACGAUUAAUUUAUUAUGUUCUUAACCUACAAAUGAAGAACAAAAAUUUUUAGAACAUGUACUGUAGCUAUAGGCAAUUGAUAUAGGAAGACCAUGGCGAGUUUGGUGCCUUAGCCCCUCCCCUGUAGACUGACACACUCAGGUCUGAAGUGUGAGUCCCAGUGUACAGUUUUUAUUUGAAUAUUUUAUACAGAGCGAGUGUGUGCAUGUGUGUGUGUGUGUGUGCGUGUGUGUGUCACCGCAUGUUAAAAAACAAUCAUGUCAGUAUUAGUUUGUGCCACUGUCUUGGAAAAGUGCUUUAUUGUUAUCAUUAUGUUUGAGAGUUUGGACUAACUGUUACUGUACUUAUUUGAAGGUGCAAACUUACUAAUAUCAUGUUGUGGCUGAGAAUGGACAAAUACACUUUACACACUGGGUUGUAUUUGCUGCAUUACUACAAUAAAAAUGUGUUUCGCACUGGAGGAUUGAUCAUUGUGUUCAAAGUUUAAUAAAAAAGCACGACCAACAAUUCAA
Molecule: messenger RNA, 3675 nt
Organism: Periophthalmus magnuspinnatus
Lineage: Eukaryota; Metazoa; Chordata; Actinopteri; Gobiiformes; Gobiidae
Product: LIM domain-binding protein 3-like
Exons: 14
Coding region: 182-1927 (581 amino acids)
Biological process (GO): heart development; muscle structure development; actin cytoskeleton organization
Cellular component (GO): stress fiber; adherens junction; Z disc
Molecular function (GO): muscle alpha-actinin binding; actin binding
Source: RefSeq, a predicted model, not a curated record